Trichoderma atroviride IMI 206040 is the source of this 1761-nucleotide messenger RNA. RefSeq lists its product as uncharacterized. The record is from RefSeq and is a predicted model, not a curated record. Gene Ontology annotation, cellular component: membrane; endoplasmic reticulum. Gene Ontology annotation, biological process: mannose trimming involved in glycoprotein ERAD pathway; carbohydrate metabolic process. Lineage: Eukaryota; Fungi; Ascomycota; Sordariomycetes; Hypocreales; Hypocreaceae. Gene Ontology annotation, molecular function: mannosyl-oligosaccharide 1,2-alpha-mannosidase activity; calcium ion binding.
AUGCCCCCCAUCCGCAGGAGAAGCAUCGCCUGGAUUGCCCUAGUCGCCACCCUCAUCCUCUUCUACUUGUACAACACCUCGACAAUCUCUCCGUCUUAUACAGACACACAUCUGCAUACAGCUCACCAUGGUUCCUACUUCUGGAAAGCCCUCCCUACUCACUACCCUCCACAGUCAAUCCGCCCAUUACCAACCACCACUCCCGUGAAAUAUCCCGACAUCCAGGCAUCCUUCAGCGAAGAAACGCCAGAAGCGCAAACCACUCGCCAGCACCGCCAGCACGCCGUAAAAGACAUCUUUUCAAAAUGCUGGACAUCCUACCGCAAAUACGCCUGGAAGGCAGACGAGCUCGCGCCCGUGUCCGGCGGCAGCAAGAAUCCCUUUGGCGGCUGGGCGGCCACGCUGGUCGACGCCCUCGACACCCUCUGGAUCAUGGACAUGAGGCCCCAAUUCGACGAGGCCGUCCAGGCUGCCAUCACCAUCGACUUCACCAAGACGGAUCUCGCCCAAGUCAACGUCUUUGAGACCAACAUCCGCUAUCUGGGCGGCUUCAUCUCCGCCUUUGACCUCAGCGGCGAUGAGCGCCUCCUCCUCAAGGCCAUCGAGGUCGGCGAGAUGCUCUACAAGGCCUUUGACACGCCGAACCGCAUGCCCAUCACCAGGUGGGACAUCCACGCCGCCAUCAGGGGCAGCAGACAGACCGCUCCGCCGAAACUGCUCGUCGCCGAGAUUGGCAGCCUGACGAUGGAAUUCACGCGGCUCUCCAUCAUUACGGGCAACGCAAAGUGGUUUGACGCCGUGCAGCGCAUCAUGGACGCCAUGGCAGACCAGCAAGACUCGACAGCACUACCCGGUCUCUGGCCACUCGUUGUCAGCGCAAAGGACCAAAUCUUCAACAUCGGCAACACCUUCACGCUGGGCGCCAUGGCCGACAGCGCGUACGAGUAUCUGCCGAAAAUGGCAGCCCUCAUGGGCGGCCAACUGCCCCUAUACCAGGCCAUGUACGAAAAGGCCGCCACAGCAGCCAUCAAGCACGCCCUCUACCGGCCAAUGACGCCCCAAAACGACGACAUUCUCAUCUCAGGCGCCAUCCGGUCGGAAAACGGCGAAAUCACCCUCGACCCGUCGGGACAGCACCUCGUGUGCUUCCUAGGCGGCCUGUUCACGCUCGGAGGCAAAUUGUUCAGCCGGCCCCAGCAUCUCUCCGCCGCCGCCAAGCUCGUCGACGGCUGCAUCUGGACAUACAACGCCCUCCCGCACGGCAUCAUGCCCGAAACAUUCCGCAUGCUGCCCUGCCCAUCCCUCGCCGACUGCGAAUGGGACGAGCAAGCCUGGAAGAAGCAAGUCCUCCGCCUCGCCAAAGACAAGGACACCGUCAGCGCAGACGCCAUCAUCAAACGAGACCGCCUCCCGCAAGGCUUCACCUCCAUCCCCGAUCGCCGCUACAUCCUCCGGCCCGAAGCCAUCGAGAGCGUCUUCAUCCUCUACCGCGCCACAGGCCGGACCGACCUGCUCGACUCGGCAUGGGCCAUGUUCGAAGCCAUCAACAGCACGACGAGCACCACGCUCGCCAACUCGGCCGUGUGGGACGUCACGCUUCCUCGGGACCAGCAGCCUGAACGGGCAGAUUCGAUGGAGUCCUUCUGGCUCGGCGAGACGCUCAAGUAUUUCUAUCUGAUUUUCAGUGAGCCUGAUAUGAUUAGUCUGGAUGAAUAUGUGUUUAAUACCGAGGCACAUCCGUUUAGGAGACUAGUUCCGUAA